Molecule: messenger RNA, 3267 nt
Organism: Corylus avellana
Lineage: Eukaryota; Viridiplantae; Streptophyta; Magnoliopsida; Fagales; Betulaceae
Gene: PTAC2
Product: plastid transcriptionally active 2
Molecular function (GO): protein binding
Source: RefSeq, a predicted model, not a curated record
CAAAGCUAGUUUCACUGUUUCAGCUUUCACCCUCUCCGUCUUCUCUCGUCUUCUCUUCUCUGUAAGUUUCCCGUCAAAAUUAGAUUGAAAAUCUUAUCAUCCACCGAGAAAAUUCCACUUGCUUUCUCUUUUGGAGCUUCGAAUUUUGCUGCAAGAAACCGAGAAAAUCCCCCAAACCAAUCCACAAACGCUUUCCCAAAGUUCAUGCUAACGGAACUACCAAAAUGACCGUCUCGCCCUCUCUCUCCCUACCCCACCCUUUGCUCCUCAGACCCAACCCUAAGUCCAACCAUUUCACAUUCCCAACCAAAAACCCCCAACUCUCAAUCCACCACCGGAGAUUUCUCUCCGGCGACCGGAGAUUCACCUCUGGGAGAGCCAGGGCCAAGAAGGAGCUCGUCCUCGGGAACCCCUCGGUGAUGGUGGAGAAGGGCAAGUACAGCUACGACGUGGAGACUCUAAUCAACAAGCUCAGCAGCCUUCCGCCACGUGGCAGCAUCGCUCGGUGUCUAGAGAUGUUCAAGAGCAAGCUCUCGCUCAACGACUUCGCGCUGGUCUUCAAGGAGUUCGCUCAGCGCGGAGAUUGGCAGCGCUCGCUCCGUCUCUUCAAGUACAUGCAGCGCCAGAUAUGGUGCAAGCCCAACGAGCACAUCUACACCAUCAUGAUCAGCCUCCUGGGCCGCGAGGGCUUGCUCGAGAAGUGCCGCGAGGUGUUCGACGAAAUGCCCAGCCAGGGCGUGGCCAGGACCGUGUUCUCCUACACCGCGGUGAUCAACGCCUACGGGCGUAACGGUCAGUACGAGACUUCGCUUGAGCUCCUUGAGAAAAUGAAGAUGGAAAUGAUUAUGCCGAGCGUAUUAACCUAUAACACUGUGAUAAAUGCUUGUGCUAGAGGGGGGUUGGAUUGGGAGGGCUUGUUGGGAUUGUUUGCGGAGAUGAGGCAUGAAGGGAUACAACCUGACCUUGUUACGUAUAAUACUUUGCUUAGUGCCUGUGCUGGUAGGGGUUUAGGCGACGAGGCGGAGAUGGUGUUUAGGACUAUGAACGAGGGAGGGAUAGUUCCCGAUAUAACCACGUAUAGUUAUCUGGUUGAGACGUUUGGGAAAUUGGGUAAGCUCGAGAAGGUCUCAGUGCUUCUUAAGGAAAUGGAGUUGGGAGGGAAUUUGCCGGAUAUAAUGUCAUAUAAUGUGUUAUUAGAGGCGUAUGCGCAAUUGGGGUCAAUAAAAGAUGCGAUGGGUGUGUUUAGGCAGAUGCAGGGGGCGGGGUGUGUGCCAAAUGCUGCUACUUAUAGUACUUUGUUGAAUUUGUACGGGAGGAAUGGGAGAUACGAUGAUGUUCGUGAGCUUUUUCUCGAGAUGAAAGCAAGCAAUACGGAACCGGAUGCAGCUACUUAUAACAUUUUGAUACAGGUAUUUGGUGAGGGUGGGUAUUUCAAGGAGGUGGUGACUUUGUUUCAUGAUAUGGUGGAGGAGAAUGUUGAACCGGAUAUGGAAACUUAUGAGGGGAUAAUAGUUGCUUGUGGGAAGGGAGGGCUCCAUGAGGAUGCCAAGAAAAUUUUGCUUGACGUGAAUGAGAAAGAGAUAGUGCCAAGUUCCAAGGCUUAUACUGGGGUAAUUGAAGCAUAUGGGCAAGCUGCACUAUAUGAGGAAGCUCUUGUUGCCUUUAACACAAUGAAUGAAGUGGGGAGCACACCGACUGUUGAAACCUACAACUCAUUGAUUCAUGCAUUUGCGAGGGGUGGGUUGUACAAGGAAUGUGAAGUUAUUUUGUUCAGAAUGGGUGAGGCUGGUGUCGCUCGGAAUGUGGAUUCCUUCAAUGGUGUGAUCGAAGCUUUUAGGCAAGGAGGUCAAUUUGAGGAAGCUGUGAAGGCACACAUUGAGAUGGAAAAGGCAAGAUGUGAUCCUGAUGAACGGACCCUUGAGGCAAUUUUAAGUGUUUACUGCGUUGCAGGUCUUGUUGAUGAGAGUGUGGAGCAGUUCCAGGAAAUUAAAGCUUCAGGAGUAUUGCCCACUGUCAUGUGCUAUUGCAUGAUGCUGGCUGUUUAUGCAAAGAGUGACAGGUGGGAUGAUGCUCACGAGUUGCUGGAUGAGAUGUUAACAAAUAGGGUAUCAAGUAUUCAUCAAGUGACAGGGCAUAUGAUCAAGGGAGAUUAUGAUGAUGACUCUAACUGGCAGAUGGUAGAGUAUGUCUUUGACAAACUUAACUCUGAAGGAUGUGGGUUGGGAAUGAGGUUCUACAACACACUUUUAGAAGCGCUUUGGUGGCUGGGUCAGAAAGAACGGGCUGCAAGAGUGCUCAAUGAAGCAUCAAAGAGGGGGCUUUUUCCUGAACUCUUCCGUUACAAUAAACUUUUGUGGUGUGUGGAUGUACACAGGAUGUGGGAAGGUGGAGCAUAUACAGCAAUAUCACUUUGGCUUAACAAUAUGCAUGAGAUGUUUAUAAAUGGGGAGGAUCUUCCUCAACUAGCAAGUGUUGUUGUAGUGAGGGGGCGGAUGGAGCAAAGCUCAGUUACACGAGAUUUUCCCAUUGCAAAGGCUGCCUUUUCAUUUCUGCAGGAUAAAGUGUCAUCAUCCUUUUCUUUCCCCAGCUGGAACAAGGGUCGAAUUGUUUGCCAGCGGUCACAACUCAAGCGAAUCCUGACGGGCUCAGAAUCAUCUUCAGAUAGGUCCAAAGAGGAUAAAGUAAUAGAUUUGAGUAACUCCCCCUUUAAUCUUCCAGGAGCUAGAACUUCCAAAAGUGAUGUAAAGAGUAUCCAACAUAAAGAUGCCGAUUCUGAAACUACGAUCAGGACCAGAACAGAGCUUGUACCAAGCACAGUUUAGAAAGAUGUUCAAUAUGCAUUUAUCGGUUUUAAGAGCUUGGAAAAUCUCGAUCUCCCUGUUCAGUUGAGAGGAAGUGAAAAUUUGUCGGAGAACGUUUUUUAUGGUCUUUAACAAAUUAGCACUGAGCCUGGCAGAAUGCCAAGUGUGGCAAACACAGCAGAAUAAUAAUGUUACUUACAAUACCUGGUUAAAGUUCAGUCGGUCGCUGUUGCUUACCAGCUCGAUCUGAAUUCAGUUUUGAUCCUUGCAUUUAGCAUUGGGGAGACUUCAGGUGAUGAGCAGGAUUGUGAUUUUGUAGCUGUAGAUUAUUCUUUUCAUGUGUAAAUGUACAUUAUAUUUUUCACAUCUUAAUCUUUUAAAUGGGUUGAUGGGUGAGUGGGUCAGUUUCAAAACGUACUGACCUAUAUAUGCUUAAAUUCCUAAUAGAAAGAUGAGAAUCUUUUAA